This is a messenger RNA of Fusarium odoratissimum NRRL 54006, 1459 nucleotides long. RefSeq lists its product as uncharacterized. Gene Ontology annotation, molecular function: protein binding; transcription coregulator activity. The transcript is spliced from 2 exons. Gene Ontology annotation, biological process: regulation of DNA-templated transcription. The record is from RefSeq and is a predicted model, not a curated record. Gene Ontology annotation, cellular component: histone deacetylase complex. Lineage: Eukaryota; Fungi; Ascomycota; Sordariomycetes; Hypocreales; Nectriaceae. The coding region runs from base 223 to 750 and encodes 175 amino acids.
UGGUAAGGCCGUCCCUAAGGUAGUACCUAUCCACCGAAAAAUAAGUGAUCACGCACCGACUCCGGCCAACUCUUCUCCCGUCUCAUUUCCUUCCACAAAUCGUUGAUCCUUUUGCUACUACCUAUUCCAUUAUUAUGUGAUUGAAUUUCUCCUCCCAUUAGCCUCUCAUUUUCCUGCGACGAGUCAAUUUAACAACAUCCACACAUCUUUCAGCAGCCCAUCAUGCCUCCCGCGAAAUCAUCCCGUAAUCACGACGACAAGGCGGACACACCCAACUCCAAGGAAAAGGGUGGGAAUGGCCAUACCUCAACGAAGAUGCGUCGUAACGCCAGCCAACAGAACCAUUCUCACCUUCGCGAGGUCCAAAAUGCUACGGCCGCUGCUCCCCCUCAACCGCCAGCUGAGCCUUCUCCCCCUAGUCUGCACUGGGCCUCCUUCGACCGAGAUGUCCUCCAUGCCUACCGUCGCGAGCAUCGCCUGAACACACCGAGCUCAUUCUCGAGCCCAUACUGCCAAUGGAUCCUUUCGCAGCCGAAUGGCAUCGGCAUCCAUUCUCCAACGAUGGUUCGACGCCGACAAGCUCGUCGCCAGAGCAAAGACCAGCUGGCACUCGCCGUGCGUAAACAUUUUAAUGGAAUGGGCGUGCAAGAGAACGACGUAAUAGUCGACUUUAUUUACAAGAUUCGUCACGAUCCUAGUCGCAUCUCCAAACCAUACGCGGGAGGCAAGGCCCCGACUUUUGCAAAAUAAGGGCGCUUAUAAGCGAUGGAUUUUACGCAAGGAACGGUUACAUUGGUAUGGAGUUUUGGCGUUUCAACGCAAGCGUUACAGCACUUUUGCUUCCAGCGACCUGCGAAUUUUCUUUUUACAAAGGGCUGCAAAGGCAUACGGGCAUGAUUGCAUUGCGCAUACGGGGAGACUCACGACAUAGACUUGAAUGUCUUGCGCGGAUUCAGAUUACGUCAUAAGGAUACCACUUUAAGCAGAGCCGGAUAAUGGCUUUAAACUAUGUUUCAGGGUACUCUGAUACCCAAAGGUUCAUGAAGGAUUUAAGGACUAUGCGAAUACUAUGGCACUAUUAUUCUCUUAUAUCUGUUUCGUUGUUUUGUUAACUGCGAUUUUUUUUAAAAGUUUGUCAGUCAUUAAAAAUUGGACAUUGGCGUUGCCUGGGAAGUUAUCAUGAUAAGCCAGCAAUUGAUCAUUAGCUCAAAAUCUAACCCCUACUCAAUAAAGAGGACAACCGAGGACAUAAUCACUUGUUCAAAGUCCAUCCUGCACAGAAAAUGACAAAUGAUCUUGCUGACUCACAACCACUCAUGAUCUGUCAAGAAUCACGGCAUUCUAUAGCCUGUUCUCGGCUUCUCAUGCAUGAUAUUGAAUGUUCGGCUAGUCGGGGUACUUUCGGCAUAAGACAGCAGCCGAUAUCUUUGCGAUGAUAUUCGAGUAUUGAGUUUCUUCU